This is a messenger RNA of Pelobates cultripes (western spadefoot toad), 4710 nucleotides long. NCBI's taxonomy places the organism in Eukaryota, Metazoa, Chordata, Amphibia, Anura, Pelobatidae. The record is from the annotation of a GenBank genome assembly.
CUAUCGAGUGCUCUAUCCAUUUGGCGAAUUGAAGGUAAACAGUCCCAUUGUACCUGUUCCUUACAAGUACGUUGGGCUGCGCUGCGUAGAGUCUGCAUUGAAAUGCACCCAGCUGGAACACAAAUGAAAUACACAGGAACUGUCAGAAGGUCUAACAGCUUUAUGAUAUAUUGCUACAGGAACUGGCUUUGAGGUAUUACAAAAAACCCUUGUGAGAGCAGCAACGCUAACAUAUUAUAAGCCAGAUCCAAGUGUGUCAUUUUAUUUCAUUCUGCUUCUUUUGGGUGUCUGACUCUACUAACAAGAGCUAUUUUUUUUUUUUUUAAAUUGAAUAAGAUAAGAUAAUAAUUUCCUAAUUGGGAGUAAAGUAAAACAUUUUAUUGAAUAGAAAUGUAGACAUACAAUGAAGUGUUGAUUUAUCAAGAAGAAUUUAUGGAAAUUUCUGUAAUUUUUAUGUUAUUUGAUAUAUAAAAUGUUUUUUCUUUUUUUAAUUAUGUAAAUAUGUUAUCCAACGCCCAUGUAUAUAUAUUGUACAUAUAAUAUUUGACUUUGGACAUUUUAUGUUGGAUUUAACAACAACAUAUCAAUAAAGAUAAAGUCCCACAGCUUUGCCUGGUGAAGGGUGGGGGGGGGGCGGUGGGUAACUUUUUAUCUGGGAGCGAACGCAAGCAAAGCUCACACAUCUCUAAUUAGCCUCAACUUAAUAGAUUUGGAUACGCUUUCCAAAUGAUUUAAUAUAAACUGUAUAAAAUAUUUAUUUUUCAAAAUAUUAAAAUAGCAAAAAAAUAUAUAAGAUAUAAAAAAAAAAAAUAUUAAAGGUUUUUAAAGGUUUAUUCAAAAAUAUUAAAUCAUUUGAAACGUUUAUCAAAAAAUAUUCAGUCGAGGUCAUUGUUGGAAAUAUCUCAGGAACUUUGUCAAAUGUUAAUCUCUGCAUAAAAUACAUCUGUUGUCAGCUCGCACUGCACACCAGAACUUAUUGAGCCUCCCUCAUCAAGAACAUAUUGAGCCUCACUCCCUUCUCGCCUUAAUAUUCCCUUAAUAAUGCUUAAUUCUUUUUUAAAAUCUAUGUCCAGCCUCUCUCCCUUCCCUCUCCCUCCCCACUCCUCAGCUACCUGACCUCUCUGAUAAGCCUGUGAUUGGACCGCACAGGGGCCUGACUGACAUUGGGAGGAGAUAUCGAAGGCCAUGCUGGGAACUUUGCCCGACAUUGAAUUUCAGGUAAGUAAAAGAUUUAUGGAAAAAUGUAUUGAGGCCUAAUGAAUAAUAGGGCAUUUUAAACAGAAAAACGCCAUUAUGCCAAAAAUGGUUGGAGUAAAGAUAAUUUUUUUUACAGGUUAAAAAUAUGCUCACAGUUUUUGCAACAAGAAUAAAAUAAAAUGACUGAAAUUUCUCUAAAGCUAAAAUAAUUAAAAUGAUCUACACAACAACGGAAGCAGCCAUCUUUACUGCCUGUUACAGGAUUUACAUAAUAUGCCCCCAAUUUAGUUGCUCCUCCCCUUUGGUGGAAGCUGAUUGGUUCUGGCAGUCUCGGAAGGUGGAGUGGGGAGAAGAAAGCUAAUCAGUUCUGCAGGUCACAGAAAACUUUAUUUGUGACUAUUUUCCAUGAUUUAGGUGUAAAAAAAAACAACUAACAUUUCUGGUGCUUUAACCAUUUAUUUGCCAAAUCAUUGAACGAUAGCGCAUGCAUGUGGCCGCAGUUCAGUGGGUUUAAUUAUGCUGUUUCAUCCUUAUGUUAUUUGCAUGCUGAUCGGAGAGUUAUCCUCUCAAUCUGUUUUGCUUCACAGUGCGAUAGAAAUCCAAUUAUUUUAUCAUGGUGCUGCAGAGUACAGAUCCUUAUUACACGGAAACACACAGAUCUGUUAGUAUCCAUCAGACUGUCAAUAUAGUUCACAGGGGAAAACUGCAAGUUCUAAAUAGAAACUCACAAUCAGAUAGUCUGGGUGAAUUUAAGGCAAUUUAUUUGUUAUUCUCCUAGAUAAAUAUAAUAAAACCUCACACAGAUAUUGCAGAUUAGUUAUCCAGCAUGGCCUUAUACGCUCUAAACAUUUAUAUUUACUACAUUAGCCAUUACUGCUCCCUUUAGAGGACUAAUCCAGUAUUCACUACCCUUUCCAUAUCACUGUUAGCCUUUACUGCUCCUACUGGAAGGCUAUUCCAGGUAUCUACUACCCUUUCUAUAUCACUGUUACUGCUCCCACUGGAAGGCUAUUCCAGGUAUCUACUACCCUUUCUAUAUCACUGUUACUGCUCCCAUUGGAAGGCUUUUCCAGGUAUCUACUACCCUUUCUGAUCACUGUUAGCCUUACCAGUGGCACAACCUAAAUAGAGAAUGCCAUGGUGCAAGAAUUAUUUUGGGCCCCCCUAAGAGGAUGGACAAAGAAGGUAUGUUCCCAUCUGUUGUACAACUUUCACAAUGCUUUAAAAGCUGGGAUUUUGAAUGUAGGGGUGUGUAUGUAGUGUUGACGUUUGAAUGAAUGGGUGUACCUGUGUGUAGUGUUGAAAUUUGAAUACUGAGACGUAAGCACAUAUACAUAUGCACUGUCACACACACACACAUAUACAGACAGACACUGACACAUCCGGAUACACAGACACACAUUUACCCACACUGGCACUGCUCUCCCUUUUCUGUGGUCUGCCCUCUGUCCCUCUCCCGUGGCUCAUUGAUAAGUUGUUUCUAUUUGGCUCUAUCUGUCUGCCUCUCCCUCUACGGUACUCUGUCUCUAUCUUUCUGUGUUUAACUCUUUGCUGUCUGUCUCUCUGUAUCUAUGUAUCUCCCUGUUUCUCUUUGUCUCUGUCUAUCGUCCUGUCUCUCUUUGAUUAUGUCUAUCUCUCUGUCUUUCUUCCUGUCUCUCUUUGGUUCUGUCUAUCUCUUUGUCUUUCUUCCUGUCUCUCUUUGGUUCUGUCUAUCUCUGUGUCUAUCUCCCUGUCUCUCUUUGGUUCUAUCUCUCUGUCUUUCUUCCUGUCUCUCUUUGGUUCUGUCUAUCUAUCUGUCUAUCUCCCUGUCUCUCUUUGUUCUGUCUAUCUCUCUGGCACUGUUUAUCUCAAUGACUCUCUUUGGUUCUGUCUAUCUCUCUGUCUGUCUCCCUGUUUCUCGUUGUCUCUGACUAUCUCCCUGGCUCUGUCUAUCCCCCUGCCUCUCUUUGGUUCUAUCUCUCUGUCUGUAUCUAUCUCACUGUCUCUUGUUGUCUCUGUCUAUCUCUUUCUCUAUCAUACUGUCUCUCUUUGUCUCUGUCUAUCUCUCUGUAUCUGUCUCCUUGUUUCUCUUUGGUUCUUUCUACCUCUCUGGUUUUGUCUAUCUCCCUGUCUCCCCUUGUCCCUGUCUAUCUCACUGUAUCUAUCACCCUGCCUCUCUUUGACUGUCUAUCUCACUGCAUCUAUAUCCAUGUCUCUCUUGUGUCUACCUCUCUGUCUCUGUCUAUCUCCCUGUUUCUCGUUGUCUUUGUUUAUCUCUAUGUCUCUGUCUAUCUCCCUGUCUCUCUUUGGUUCUGUCUAUCUCUCUGGCCCUGUCUAUGCCAGGUCCUGGGGUGCCACCUUUUGGAUUCUCAAACCCCUAAUUGAGCAGUGACACCAGGAUUGAGUAAAUCUUGGUUUUGGCAUCAAAACAUGUCAUCAGGUUUAGUGUGUGUUCAGCAUUGUGUGAAGCUGGAUUACGGGCCAUUGGAAAAUAUCAAAGGUAAAGAAAAUGAAAUAGUGAAUGGUUUCUAAUUAGAUCAGGGUAGACGCUAGUAGAAAGUAAAUGAGGAGAGAUGAGUGGCUCUUGGUCAAGGCUAAAUCUGUAGCCAAAACAGAAACAAAGCAAGUAUUAUUUUGAGAAUAGACUUUUGUUUUAUUUUCUGAGCAGCAUUCAAGGUGGACGGUAUUUACAAUGAGCGUUCAAGGUCGUCCUCUCCGCACUGACGGCUUCUGCCAUUUGGCUGCCAUUUACUGGAAUUGGAGCACUACAGUGUGAAAAUCUAAUACAAUUAAAAAUAGCUCCUAGGAUUUAGUUGUUGGGACAGAAUUAUUGCUGAGCCAAGUUAAUUCAGGGCAUCAAUGUACAUUACUCGGCAACUGAUACUCGUUACAUCUUUUGGUCUGUUUGUCAUGGCAGAAUAAAAGUGUCUGAAAGGAGAUACUUUUUAUAAAGCAUUCAUUGCAUGAUGUCAAAGAUUCCUGAUGCAAACAUGGGAUUUAGUUUUGCACUGAAGGGCAUAGAUUGAGGCAAUUACAAAAGGAAUUGAAGUGGUUGUUGAGCAUCAAGUCACCACUAGGAGGAUUUCAUUGAGGUCUGAAUGUGCUAAUGAAUUGCAAAAUUCUUUAAAAUCUACAAAUUUGACUAAACUGUUUGGUGUCAGAGUUGCAAUUACCCCCAAGUAUGACAUUUGAAAACUGCCCUCAACUCAAAUUUCCACUAUAUUAGGCUUUCAAAUUCAGAGAUUAUUGGUUUACCUGCUUCUUAUAAGUGAAAUUAACAAGUGCCAGAACUCCUGAACUUAUUGAGUCAAUUUUGAGGUGUAACAGCUAAUGUUCGUCUCCUAGGUUACCGUACAAGGAGGUCAGCUGCCACGAUCGUCGGCAAAGUUAUAAUCCCUUCUCUCCCUUCCUAGAUACCAGUGGUCCUCUGCAGUACAUACACUUGUAUGGUUUGAGCACCUCACUGAUCCUGGCAGGCUCUAUGAAACAUCUGAAGUGCUUAUAGUGUACAACUAUGAAAAGACCUGGCAGUAA